Molecule: messenger RNA, 3935 nt
Organism: Etheostoma spectabile (orangethroat darter)
Lineage: Eukaryota; Metazoa; Chordata; Actinopteri; Perciformes; Percidae
Gene: ttc39a
Product: tetratricopeptide repeat domain 39A
Exons: 21
Coding region: 154-2010 (618 amino acids)
Molecular function (GO): protein binding
Source: RefSeq, a predicted model, not a curated record
GAUGACAGCAACACACCUUUCUACGUCAGGAAGGAGAAAGCUGCACAGUAGCUGGUGUUCUUCCAUUUGUGUCGGUGUGAACUCAGUGUGAGCCGUGUGUCUGUGUAAACCUGCUCUGUCCGGAAUAUUUUGCCGUUUCACCGGAUCUGUGGAAUGAGUUUUAUCACCAACUGGAGACGCAGCGUGAAGAAAAAUGAAAGCAAAAAUGAUGCUGUGGAGGGGCAAGACAUGGCUGACGUCCCAGACUCCCCAAACCGGUUGUCAGUCAUAAACAGUCCAGAGUUGGAUCCCAUCAUCACAGACUUCAAGUUACAGCUCCCAGACAACAAAGAUGCUCUGCAAUCAACUAAUCCAUCGAAUGGGUGCUUGCGGUCAGACUUGUCGCUGGCUCUGGAGGACUGCAUGGCCGCCCUGGAUCUGUUCCUCAGAAACGACUUUGAGGAGGCGCAGACCCGGCUUAGAUGCAGAACCAAAGACAGCAUGUACCACGCCUUGACCUAUGCCACCAUCCUGGAGAUGCAGGCCAUGAUGACCUUUGACCCACACCACAUCCAGACUGCAGGAAACACCAUGAAGGAGGCCCAGGCCAUCUGUCAGCGGCAACGCAAGAAGUCAAGCUUCUCCAAAAGCUUCACAGAAGAGGAACUCCAUGCUGAGGUUUGCUACGCCGAGUGUCUCCUGCAGAGGGCAGCACUCACUUUCCUUCAGGAUGAAAACAUGAUCAGUUUCAUCAAAGGGGGAAUCAAAGUGAGGAACAGCUACCAGACAUACAAAGAGCUUCACACAGUCCUCCAGUCCUCUGGAUACUCUCAUGGCGACAACCACGACCAUUUCGAGUGUGGUGUUAAACUGGGAGUAGGAGCUUUUAAUCUAAUGAUUUCCAUGUUGCCCACACGGACGCUCAAGCUGCUGGAGAUUGUCGGUUUCUCUGGUAAUAAGGAAUUUGGUCUCCAGCAGCUUCAGGAGGGCUCUGCAGAAAGCACAUUUAGGUCCUUCCUAUGUAACAUGCUGCUGCUCUGUUAUCACACCUUCAUGAGCUUCAUAUUGGGCACUGGAGAAGGAGACGUUGAAGAUGCAGAGAAACUUCUGCAGCCAUAUCUUAAAAAAUAUCCUAAGGGAUCCAUCUUCUUGUUCUUCGCUGGUCGAAUAGAGGAGAUCAAAGGCAACUUGGAUGGUGCUAUCAAGCGUUUUGAGGAGUGCUGCGAGGCACAGCAGCAAUGGAAGCAGUUCCACCACAUGUGUUACUGGGAGCUGAUGUGGUGCUUCACAUACAAGAGGCACUGGAAGAUGGCUUACUUCUACGCUGACCUGCUCAGCAAGGAGAACACCUGGUCCAAGGCUACAUAUGCAUAUAUGAAAGCAGCCUACCUCAGCAUGCUGACUCCGGAUGAUUGCCUAACCUUUGGGGAGACUGCGUUCACUCUGUUCAGGCAGGUUCCAGGGCUGAAGCAGAAAAUAGCGGGGAAAUCUUUGCCAACAGAGAAGUUUGCUAUCAGGAAAGCCCGUCGCUACCUUGCAGAAAACCCAAUUCCUCUUCCUGCUCCUCCACUGGAGAUGAUGUACAUCUGGAACGGCUACACAGUCAUUGGCAAGCACAAAGACCUGACUGAAGGCAUGCUGCAAACACUGGAUGAGGCACAGACUAAUCUCGAGAGCAGCCCAAGGUCAGAGUUCACCAUUGAUGAUCAGUGUCUGCUGAGCCUCUUGAAGGGCCUGUGUCUCAAACACCUGGGGCAUCAAGAGGAGGCCGAACACUACUUUACCCUCGUCCUCUGCAAUGAGUCUCAGAUCAAGUAUGACCACUACCUGGUUCCUAAUGCCCUGCUGGAGCAUGGCCUGCUGUGUCUGGAGCAAGGCAGAAAAGCUGAAGCUAUAAGACUCCUAGAAACUGCAAAGCAAAAUUACAAAAACUACUCGAUGGAAUCACGGACACACUUCCGUAUUCAGGCUGCUCUGCACAAGGCCAAGUGCAUGGAGGAGAACGGCAUCCAUGUUCCCUCCAGCCCAUAACAGACAGAGGAGGGCACACUAGAGCACAGAUAGUUUCUGUUUCCACAGUCCCACAAUACACUCAGACCAGACCAGCCCCACCCAUUUGGGCGGGCGAUUAGUUUUCCCAUCAAAAGGGUAGGGGAAGAUGAAUGCUUGUUUCUCUCAUUUGUGCUGCCCUUUUGGGCGACUGUAGCUCUGUGUGGCCCCUACUGGCUAAGGCAGGUUUGCUACGCCCUCUUUUAGAGAUAUAUUAUGAUGAACGCCAUAUCCUUUUGUGAUUUGAAAUAGAGACAAAUUGAGAAAUGUGCCUACAUUUAUGACCCAUUGCUUCUAGCAGGCUUGUUUGUUAAGCACUGUGGCCACCCAUAAGGGGCACACUAGGUUAGGAAACAAGGUGACAUUUGAAUAUAAAUUGCAGAUUGCCUCCACUCCUACCCCAGAAUAAAAAUGUGCCCAGUUCAGGGUGGCAGGGUUGGAUCUAAUGCAGCCAGGGUAUCAAAAACCCACCAUAUAAAUUACUGAUACUGACUCCACCUGGCCAGCAGCAUCAUUUUAUCUGGUUGCUACAAAGCUCCCACACCUCUUAAUUAAUUAAUUUAAUGUAAUUUUGUGAUUCUUGAUAUUUAACUUGAGAUGGGAGAUGACAUAUUUAUGACACAUAAAUAUGUGUUGAUAUAGUUUGACAUCAGGUCCAUAUUAUAUCAUGCAACUCAUCACAUGGUCCAUGAAGACUAUGAGACUGUUUUGUAUUGUGUUAUUUUUUAGAUUUGGAUUGACUGGUUUUACCUUUAUUUAGAUAUUUGAUCAAAAUCAAUAGGACCUGAUUAGAUUAUUUAUAUGUUGGAUUAACCUUUACACUGCAUACCCAUUGGUUAGUUGUGUUUCUCAGAGUGAGUUUCAUUGUGUAUUUGGGAUACUUUAUUUCAGUCUCCUUCUGAAGACAUAAAUAAAUCUGCAAUCCUGUUACAAUUACCAUUACAUGUAAUGAAUUUUGCACAGAUCUUAAAUCAGCCAGCCAUGCAAACUCUCCAAAAUCAAAGAAUCAGUUGCAGUGAGAGUUGUUCUUUACAUUCAUAUAUUGUAAAUGGCACCUUUUGCACAAACUAUCCCAUUUUAAGAGGACAGAUGAAUGUGUCUUUUUUCUGAAAGGCAGACUCCCUCCUUUUCUCCUCCUGGCGUGUGGGACAGACUCCAACAGUACUUAAGCUUGAACAAACAGGCCAUUCAUGCCGAGCAGCGAAGGACUGCGUGCUUGUCCGCCUGUUGCAUCUUUAGUGAGUGAUGACGGUCUGAUUGGGAACCACCAUAGUCUUCCUGCUUUGUGGACGUCCUCUGCUGCUCUUGUAUCAGCCAUGCUUGGCUACAACCAUCUUUAGAAGGACAUGAACAUAAUAACCAUGCUCCUGUGUCAAAUAUUAAUCUGUAUAUGAACAAACACUUGUAAUGACUGAUGAUAAACCGAAAGAAAGGGGUCACCUCUAAUUGUAUUGCUGGUGAGGUUAUUUGAAGGGCUGUGUCUCAACAACAGAGUGUCAAACUCAGAUGGUGUCUCAAGUGUAGAAAUUAGAGUACUGAUGAUUUAUUCAUGAUUAGAGUAAGGUUUGGGAUUCAAGACGAUGACUAGGAGUCAGUUUCAAUUUAUUUUAAUGGUAAAGUAAAACGUACUUUAAAUAUUGUUUUUACAGCUCUCUGGAAUAUUUAAAUAACAAAUUAUAUUUAAUUUUCUGAUAAAUAAUUAAGCUUAUUUUUCUUUUUUUCUCCCUUUGGUUUUGCAGAUACAGUAUAGCUGAAAGAAACUAACCAAAUUUAGUGGCAUUCUGAUGUUUACAAGCAGCAAAUUUUUUUGGGCACGGCUACUACUGAGCAGAAUGACAUUCCUGUACAUACUGAAUGUUUCUAUUGUAAUUUAAGACGAAAUGAUAAGCAACUAAAAAACAUCCCAU